Messenger RNA from Brassicogethes aeneus, 3584 nucleotides. The record is from the annotation of a GenBank genome assembly. Lineage: Eukaryota; Metazoa; Arthropoda; Insecta; Coleoptera; Nitidulidae.
AGUAGCACUUCAACUGUUAACGCGCUGCGCAGACUUCUUGAUUGUCUUUCAUUAUUGUUUCAAUUGUUUUACGUUGCGUAUUUAAAAGAGAGUGAGUGGAUGAAUUUUUUUUGCGAUAUCGUUUUGGUUUUUUUGUGCAAUUAGGGAUUUUUAAGGAGUAGUCAUUUCAGUUGCAAUUAAAAUGAUACCACGGCCCAGGGGAAAGCUUAGGACAGCCCUGUUUAUAUGUUUAGUGAUAGUAUUAGUAAAUCUAGCAUCAAGUGAAAGAGCAUCAAGACGUAGACUGCGUAGACCGGUUACAGAAAAAAGUGUAUCAGUGUCCAAAGAUCAAGAAGUGUCAUCGAGUGUGAACAAAUUUCGGGUGAGGACUAGAGCAGGUCACAGAAAAAAUUCGGACAACGCUUUAUCAGCGAACACAAAGAAGGAAAAUAAGGAUGAAGGUUACAAAGUCGUUUGUUACUACACCAAUUGGUCCCAGUACAGGACGAAAAUCGCCAAGUUCACACCGGAAGAUAUUCUUCCAGAUUUAUGUACCCACAUCAUUUUCGCUUUCGGUUGGUUGAAGAAAGGAAAAUUGUCAUCAUUCGAGAGCAACGAUGAGACCAAAGACGGAAAAGUUGGAUUGUACGAAAGGAUACAAAAGUUGAAGAAAGGAAACCCCAAGUUGAAGACGUUACUCGCCAUUGGUGGUUGGUCAUUUGGAACGCAGAAAUUCAAAGAUAUGUCAGCUACAAGAUACAGUCGCCAGACCUUUAUUUACAGCGCCAUUCCAUUUUUGAGGCAGAGAGGUUUCGAUGGUUUGGAUUUGGAUUGGGAGUACCCCAAAGGCUCUGCAGACAAGAAAAACUAUGUCCAUCUUCUUAAAGAACUCCGCGAAGCCUUCGAAGCCGAAGCCCAAGAAAUCAAGAAGCCCACUCUUCUCCUAACAGCCGCAGUCCCAGUGGGCCCGGAUAACAUCAAAGCCGGAUAUGACGUGCCUGCAGUAGCCUCCUAUCUAGAUUUCAUCAACCUCAUGGCCUACGAUUUCCACGGCAAGUGGGAGAGAGAAACAGGCCAUAAUGCCCCUCUAUACUCGCCGAAUAGCGACAGCCAAUACCAGAAGCAAUUAAAUGUGGAACACGCUGCUAACCUGUGGGUUAAACUGGGGGCUCCCAAGGAGAAAAUGGUGAUCGGUAUGCCCACGUAUGGAAGAUCUUUCACGUUGCAAAACGCGAAUAAGUUUGGGGUACACUCUGCUGCCUCCGGGGGUGGUAAAGAAGGUGUCUACACCAAGGAAGGAGGUUUUUUGGCCUACUAUGAAAUCUGCGAAAAACUCCAAAAUGGCGCCUCAUACGUUUGGGAUGAAGAAAUGAAAGUGCCAUACGCUAUAGACGGUGAUCAAUGGAUAGGUUUCGAUGAUGAAAAGUCCAUUAGAUACAAGAUGAAGUGGAUUAAGGAAAACAGUUUUGGUGGUGCCAUGGUGUGGACAAUUGAUAUGGACGACUUUACUGGAACAGUGUGUGGGGGAGAGGUCAAAUAUCCACUCAUAGGAGCCAUGAGGGAAGAACUCAGAGGAAUCUCCAGAGGUAAAGACGUGAAGGACAUUGAUUGGCUUACCGUGGCUGGAAGUCCUGAAGUUGAAGAAGAAGAAGAAAUCGAAGAAUCCGAAGAAGAUGAAGAGGAAGAGAAACCAAAACCAGUAAAAUCCGAAGUAUCAAAGAGAGUCAAGAAACCAAACAGAAAGAUAUCUAAGGGGAGAAAGAGCAACAAAAAAGUUCGCAAGCCACAAGUGUUCUGCUACAUCACAAGCUGGUCUCAAAAACGCCCAGGUGCUGGAAAAUUCUUACCAGAAGAUAUAAACCCAUCCCUAUGCACUCACAUUAUCUACGCCUUUGCCACCAUCAAAGACCACAAAUUGGUUGAGGCUAAUGAGGAUAAAGACCCGGAAAUGUACGAACGAGUAAUCGAGUUGAGAGAAAAGAACCCCGACUUGAAGAUUCUACUAGCAAUUGGUGGCUGGGCCUUUGGAUCAUCUCCAUUCAAAGAACUUACUGGAAACACCUUCAGAAUGAAUCAAUUUGUGUAUGAAGCCAUAGAAUUUUUAAGAGAAUACCAAUUCAAUGGAUUAGAUGUAGAUUGGGAGUACCCCAGAGGAGCUGACGAUAGAGUAGCUUAUGUGAGCCUACUUAAAGAGUUGAGACUGGCUUUUGAAGGGGAAGCAAAAAGCAGUGGACAACCACGUCUCCUUCUAACAGCCGCUGUCCCAGCUAGCUUCGAAGCCAUAGCUGCAGGUUAUGAUGUACCAGAAAUUUCUAAAUACCUUGAUUUCAUCAAUGUUAUGACGUAUGAUUUCCAUGGUCAAUGGGAAAGAACUGUUGGACACAAUUCUCCUCUUUUCCCUCUUGAAAGUGCUACUAAAUACCAGAAGAAACUCACAGUGGAUUACUCUGCUAGAGAAUGGGUCAAACAAGGAGCCCCGAAAGAAAAGUUGAUGAUUGGUAUGCCAACAUAUGGAAGAAGCUUUGAACUAGUAAACACAACUCAGUUUGAUAUUGGUGCACCAGCUAGCGGGGGUGGUAUACCAGGAAGAUACACCAAUGAGUCUGGAUUCAUGAGCUUCUACGAAAUUUGCGACUUUUUACAUGAAGACAACACAACGUUGGUGUGGGAUAACGAACAACAAGUGCCUUUCGCUUACAGAGAGAACCAGUGGGUUGGUUUUGACGAUGAGAGAAGCUUGAAAACCAAGAUCGCUUGGUUGAAAGAAGAAGGUUUUGGUGGCAUCAUGAUCUGGUCCAUAGAUAUGGACGACUUCAGAGGAUCCUGUGGAAGUGGCAAGUAUCCUUUGAUAAACGCCAUGAGGCAAGAAUUGGAUGGGUAUAAAGUAAAAUUGGAAUAUGAUGGGCCAUAUGAAACUAAUAUUGAAAACGGCAGAUACACUACCAAAGAUCCCAACAUAGUGACAUGCGAGGAGGAAGAAGGCCACAUCAGCUACCAUGCCGACAAAAACGACUGCAAAAUGUACUGGAUGUGCGAGGGGGAGCGCAAACACCACAUGCCUUGUCCGGUUAACCUUGUUUUCAACCCGGAUCAGAACGUUUGUGAUUGGCCAGAGAACGUAGCCGCUUGUUCGGCAUACACCCAAGCUCCACCACCGAGUAGAUAAAGAAAAUAAUUGAUUUGUUGAAAAAAUGUUUUUUAGAGGUGUUCCAAAUCCAGUAAACUAAGUGAUUUAUUUGGUUUACUGGAUAAAGUUAUAAUUUUGUUAAAUUUACAAAUUCAAAUGAGGUUAUAUUAUUUUUAUAAUUUGUAUAUAGAAAGAACUUUUUCUUAAAAAAUGUUAUUUUUUCAUUGACUGACACGUUUUCUCUUCUUCUUCCUCUUCUUUAAUUAACCCAACACUGCCAUAUUGUAAUUUUUGUUUUUUUUUCAAUAUUCUGAUUUUCCUAGUAAUAUUUCUUUAUGAUUAAUUAUAUAAAAGCCCCACAUAUUUAUAAACCCUAUGUUAAGUUUAGGAUAGAUCGAUAUUUUUCGCGAUAUGGUAUACUAGAUGUAUAUUUUGUAUUAUUUUAUAUAAUAUUUAAGGUUUAUUAUUGUAAAUAUCG